Molecule: messenger RNA, 169 nt
Organism: Sphaeroforma arctica JP610
Lineage: Eukaryota; Ichthyosporea; Ichthyophonida
Exons: 1
Source: RefSeq, a predicted model, not a curated record
UGGCUGCGUGUGCCACUCAGUUGGCGUUACGUACGUGUUCGUUGGGUGGCAUUGAGUACCGAACUGUUGUCGAGGGAUUGGCUGUGCUGACGGCACUUUCGCCCACAGCGCAUGUGGCUAUCACGUGCUACCUGACCAGCGAACUGACUCAGUCAUGGGAUGUGGACAC